Molecule: messenger RNA, 630 nt
Organism: Penicillium robsamsonii
Lineage: Eukaryota; Fungi; Ascomycota; Eurotiomycetes; Eurotiales; Aspergillaceae
Product: putative cell surface protein
Exons: 1
Coding region: 1-630 (209 amino acids)
Source: RefSeq, a predicted model, not a curated record
AUGAAACCCGUCACUCUUUCUUUCCUCCUCGGCCUCGCCAGCCUCACCAACCUCGCUACAGCCCGCACUGAUUUGGAAGGCUGCGUCUCCACCGAAGUGAUAAUCGAGAAAUACUACGCCAGCUACCUCUGGUACGUCCCAGACAGCGGCGAAAUCUGCUCAUUCCUCGACUGCGGCGGCGGCCGCGCCCCCCCAAAAACUACCCAACCAGGAUGUCCCCAAUACACUGGAACCGAAACCCUUACUCCCGAUUACCUCGAGGGCUGGGGACCCAGCGGCAAACAGGCUGCCUCUACAAGCACCGUGGCAUCGACUGCUUCGUCGACUGAUAUUGCGCACACUUCCGCUACGCAAACUUCCGCGUCGGACUCGUCUUCCGCAUCUUCAUCUUCUUCAUCCGCCUCCGGCACCCAGGCUACCGAUAGUAUGAUCACGGCUUCUCCUUCUGGUCUUAGCGCGGUCGCGACUUCUUUGAAGGUUUCCACCUCAUCCAACGAGGCUGGUGACGCUACUUCUACUUCUGCUGCCGCGACCAGCUCGUCCACUUUCAAUGCGGCCGCUACCCCUGCCUCUAAUGUGGCUGGUGUCAUGGCCGUGAUGGCUGCUGUGGUCGGGGCUAUGGUGCUGUAA